AUGUCUCGCCAGUCCACUGUGAGGAUUCAGAGGGGGAGAAGUGGCUUCAGUGCUGCUUCAGCCGUGGUCCCCAACACCUGCCGGACCAGCUUCAGCUCCUGCUCCAUCACCCGCCUGGGCAGCUGCAAUGCUGGCAGUGGCUUUGCCAGGGUUGGGGGUGGCUUUGGAAGCAAAAGCCUCUACAAUGUUGGUGGUUGCAAGAAGAUCUCCGUGGCUGGAAGGGGUGGCAGCUUCUAUGGCUCUGCAGGGUUUGGUGGUGGCGCCGGGAGCAUGUACGGGGGCGGCUUUGGUGUUCCAGCCAAUCUUGGCUAUGGAUAUGGGGCCUUUGGGGGUGGCCCUGGAUUCCCAGCUGGGGGCAUCCACGAAGUCUCCAUCAAUCAGAGCCUCCUGAAACCGCUCAACUUGGAGAUUGACCCCAACAUCCAAAGGAUCCGAAAAGAGGAGAAGGAACAAAUCAAAACCCUCAACAACAAAUUUGCCUCCUUCAUUGACAAGGUCCGAUUCCUUGAGCAACAAAACAAAGUGCUGGAAACCAAGUGGAGUUUGCUGCAGGAGCAGGGAAUGAAAACAGUGAGGAACAAUCUGGAGCCGCUUUUCGAGACCUACAUCAACAACCUACGGGUGCAACUGAACUCAUUGCUGAGCGACAAGGGGAGGCUGGAGGGAGAACUUGUCAACACCCAGUACCUGGUCGAGGACUUCAAGAAGAAGUAUGAAGAUGAGAUCAACAGAAGGACCAUUGCAGAGAAUGAAUUUGUGACGCUCAAGAAGGAUGUAGAUGCUUCCUACAUGAACAAAGUGGAACUCCAAGCCAGGGCAGAUGCACUGAGUGAAGAAAUUAAUUUCCUGAGAGCACUUUAUGAAGCAGAGCUGUCCCAGAUGCAGACCCAGAUAUCUGACACCUCUGUGGUUCUCACCAUGGACAACAACCGGAACCUGGACCUGGACAGCAUCAUCUCCGAGGUCAAGGCACAGUACGAGGACAUUGCCAACCGGAGCCGCGCUGAGGCUGAGUCCUGGUACCAGACCAAGUACGAGGAACUGCAGGCCACAGCUGGCAGGCAUGGGGAUGACCUCCGGAACACCAAGCAGGAGAUCUCAGAGCUCAACCGCCAUGUCCAGCGGCUCCGAUCUGAGAUUGACAGCGUGAAAAAACAGUGUGCAAACCUGAAAGCUGCCAUUGCUGAGGCCGAGGAGCGCGGGGAGCUGACCCUCAAGGAUGCCAGAGCCAAACUGGCCGAGCUGGAGGACGCUUUGCAACAGGCCAAGGCUGACCUGGCUCGGCAGCUCCGGGAAUAUCAGGAGCUCAUGAAUGUCAAGCUGGCCCUGGACAUUGAGAUCGCGACCUACAGGAAGCUGCUGGAGGGCGAGGAGUGCAGGCUGGCUGGAGAUGGGGUCCCAGUGAAUAUCUCCGUCACCAGAACAACAGUGGGAACAGGAUACGGAGGAGGGAGCAACCUCAGCAUGGGAGGGGGGAUCUGCAAUUUGGGGAACAGCUUCAACUGUGGGAGCAUUCCCGGGAUGAGCAGCACCACCCUCGGAGCUGGCAGCAGCUCUAGCAUGAAGUUUGUCUCCAGCUCCUCCACCAGAAGAAGUUAUAGGAGCUAA
Messenger RNA from Poecile atricapillus (Black-capped chickadee), 1608 nucleotides. Its product is annotated as keratin, type II cytoskeletal 6A-like. Gene Ontology annotation, biological process: keratinization; intermediate filament organization. Bases 1 to 1608 code for a protein of 535 amino acids. The record is from RefSeq and is a predicted model, not a curated record. Gene Ontology annotation, cellular component: keratin filament. The transcript has 9 exons. NCBI's taxonomy places the organism in Eukaryota, Metazoa, Chordata, Aves, Passeriformes, Paridae. Gene Ontology annotation, molecular function: structural constituent of skin epidermis.